Molecule: messenger RNA, 992 nt
Organism: Maniola jurtina (meadow brown)
Lineage: Eukaryota; Metazoa; Arthropoda; Insecta; Lepidoptera; Nymphalidae
Product: UPF0692 protein CG33108
Exons: 2
Coding region: 130-933 (267 amino acids)
Source: RefSeq, a predicted model, not a curated record
AGUGUCAGCUGUUUCUGACAUGAGUGAUUUGUUUUCGUCAUUAUUUUUUAGUCCAAAAGAAAACAGAAAUCAUGUGAAUUAUAAAUAGACGUGUUAAUUAAGGUAUAUUAUAGAAAUUUUACAAUCAAGAUGUGUACGACUCCACCUUCACCGCCGCCGCUACCACCGCUAUGUCCGCCCGGCACACAUUCACCCAAAUCCUGUGAUAGUUCACCCACUUUUAGUUAUUCGGAUGUGUGCGAAUGGGCUUCCCAGGAACCUCAGCUAUGGGAAGUGUGUGCUAAAAAUAGUUUAUGUCUCCACGCAGCUCCAUUUCAAUAUAAAUACAAACAUUUUGAGUCGAUUAUGCAAAUAGGACCAACCUGUGGAUUAGUCGCUCUUUCAAUGCUUCUAAAUGGAGAAGUCAGCCCCGACGAACUGCUGAACAUCACUAAAAUGGAAGGUUAUAGUAACAACGGGGAGAUGUUUAGCUGUAAAGACAUGGGCCAACUGGCUGAAAAGGCUAUAAGUUUGGCUGAACUAGAGAACAUUAAUUUCUUUGUGAAGACUGGUGAUUUAUUUAGUGAAGAAAUUAUUCUAAAGCUUUUAAAUGGUGCUGUUCUACUAGUGCCCUAUGAUGCAGAUUUCAAUCAUUCACCAUGUCAGAGGCAUGGUCACACUGCACACUGGGCGCUUGUUUGUGGUAUAGUAGUAGUGUCAGACCCAGGAGGAGACUACAUAUCAGAUCCAAAGAAUGUCUAUGUGCUGUGCAGGCAUGGGAAAUCAAGAUUCCUUGCUGCGUGGACAUUGGACGAAUUAGAUAAAAGUAAUAAAAAUUUAUGGGAGUUUUCCCCAAAGAAACAGGAAGAUGGUUUGUUGUAUGUGCUUCCAGAUGGGGGGGUGGGUGGUGAAAAUGGUUUGAGAGAUCAAUUUUUGAUAUUUAACGGUUUGUAAGACUAAUUUUAAGAGUAACUUAUUAAAUUAUAUUAUGGUUUAUACUGCCUCAAGUUAAA